Messenger RNA from Aspergillus costaricaensis CBS 115574, 861 nucleotides. It is a transcript of the gene tpcH, whose product is annotated as methyltransferase tpcH. Gene Ontology annotation, molecular function: S-adenosylmethionine-dependent methyltransferase activity. The coding region runs from base 1 to 861 and encodes 286 amino acids. The transcript has 4 exons. NCBI's taxonomy places the organism in Eukaryota, Fungi, Ascomycota, Eurotiomycetes, Eurotiales, Aspergillaceae. The record is from RefSeq and is a predicted model, not a curated record.
AUGACUCGUACCCCAACUGCACCAGAAAAGCACAAUCAUGCCUCUGCUAGCAGAUACAUGAGUGGGAGUAGAAUUAGUAACCUGUUUGCUGAGGAAUUAGUGGAGAAGUCUGGUAUAGCCUGGUUCGGGGGGAAGCCUCUGGCUGUCUUCGACGAUGCCUGCGGGACAGGGGCAGUUUCUAGUGCUCUUCAUCGUCGCCUUAGCGAUGAAAUUACCUGCAAUUGGCAGUUGACCUGUGGCGAUAUAUCUGAGGCUAUGGUCGAGGUGUCUAAGCAGAAGAUGGUCGAAGAAGGGUGGCGCAAUGCGGAAGUCAGGGUUGUUGAUGCGCAUAAAACCGAGCUUCCGAGUGAACACUAUACCCAUGUCCUCUCGGGUUUUGCUUUUAACCUCUUCCCAAAUGAUCAAGCUGCAAUGGAAGAGUGCUUCAGGAUACUCCAACGAGGAGGCAUAUUGGCCGUUUCUACAUGGUCCACAACCGUAUGGAUGACUCUGAUUCAGGCCGCCAUCGCAAGUCUACCCAGCGAUCUUCCUACGCCAACCACUGACGACAUUUUUGGUUUGUACAACGAGAAUUGGACCGACGAGACCCGGGUGCGGGCUCUGUUUGAGCAAGCAGGAUUCACAGAUAUCAAUGUUACCACCGUGGCAAAGCAAUACUCAGUGCCAGUACAGGAGCUUGCCGAGGCCUGCAAGAUCAGUCUCCCUCAUAUAACCAGAAAGUUCUGGACGCAGGAGCAGCGGGACAGGUACGAAGCAGAGGUGCCAAAGGCGGCCCUGCGCAUUCUGGAAGAGAACAUGGGGAAGGACGGAGUUGGCGCCAUGAAGGCCGAGGCGAUUAUUGCAACGGCUCGGAAGCCAUGA